GCAUAAAAGCACAGCGUGAGGUACCAUGGAUACAAGACGGCAAGAGAAAGCUCAUACAGUGGGAAAAGAUGGGUUUGGAAGCAGUGGGAGAUCUAGCCCUCAACGAAAUCCUAUCAGAAUUGGGACCAAAAGAAACAGCCAAAGUGGCAUGUGUUAACAAGCGCUUUAAGGCUUCGGCCACUGAGGAUUCUCUUUGGUCCAAAUUUUGUUCACGUGAUCUUGAUCUCUCUGCUCCUGUUGAUCCUCAAGGCAACCCUGUUCCUUCUUUCAAGUUUGCUUAUGGAUUAUGGCGUGAAGCUUUCAGUAUGUAUCCUUGGCCCCUUGUAAAACGAGUCAAAAGAUGUUGGGACAGACUCAAGAACUGGUUGACUGUAAAUUUUCCGGAAGCUGGGGCUACACUGCAGCAGGGUGCAUCAGAAACUCAAAUUCAGCAGUUGGAGGCAGUCUUGAAAGUGAAAUUGCCACUUCCUACAAGAGUUCUCUACCGCUUUUGUAAUGGUCAAGUUUUCCAAGACAAAGAUGCACCAAAAAGUGCUUUUGGAAAUUCAUUGGGUCUAAUAGGUGGAUAUACUUUUUAUCAUCACUUGGUUAAUGUGUUCUUGUUACCAUUGGAUCGAGUUAUUAUGGAUACAAAACAGAUCAUGCGCCAGCUUGAGAUUUCUGGCAGUUUUAGAAGAAAAUUUAUUGUUGUGGCCAUGUCCUCCACGAUCCAGGAAAAGUUGUUUUUCCUCAAUUGUACAAAUGGCCAACUCUAUGUUGGUACCAGGAAUCUUGCAACAGAUCUAGAAAUGAUGCCUUGUGUGCCUACUGGACUGUUAAGGUCAGUGCAUGAUUUCAACAGUGACCAGCAGCAGGAUGCAAUGUUGCUUUGGUUAGAGGAGCAUGGACGUCGCUUACAAGAUGGCAUUAUCAAACUGCAGGAAGAAGGAAAUGUAAGAGCUAUCUGUCAAUUUCCAGAGAAGCCUCCUCUCUGUUCCACUGCUAUCACCAAUGGUGUAAAGGUUCGUGCCUCUGCUGUUUUUGUGCCAGAGGCAGUUGACCUGGAAGAUAGUUCUGAGAAAUACUGGUUCGCAUAUUCAAUUCGCAUGUCUCUCCUGCCUGAGGGAUGUUUUAUAAAUGGAAUGUACUUUGGCUCUUGCCAAUUGCAAAGGAGGCACUGGAUCAUUUACGCUAAUGGCAAUAUUGUAUCUGAUGUCAGUGGAGAGGCUGUAAUAGGCAAGUAUCCACUGUUGCUUCCAGGUGAGAGAGAUUUUGUAUAUCAGAGUUGCACGCCUCUAUCGACUUCUUCAGGUUCUAUUGAAGGUUCUUUCACAUUUGUUCCUGGCAGGUUGGUGGAUCCAAAAGGAGCUCCAUUUGAAGUUGAAGUGGCACGAUUCCCCCUUCAACUUCCAGACUACAUUUUCUGAUGGUCACUGGAGUUUAAAUUCCUGUAACAAUGCUCACCCAAUAGUUUAUCAUCCUCCUGCUCUUGUUAAUAUGUGUGGCAAAGUUGUCUGCUUGAGAAAGACCUUACUAUAAAUUUGUCAGUUGUGAAGAAAUUACAUGCUUGGUUUGGUUUAUAAAUAGCAUGGGAAGGUACAAGAUUGAAUAUUUAUUUCAUGUUGAAUAAAUAUUCUCAACUUUGCUUCCAAUUUUAGAUGUGAAAUGAGUAACUGUUCUCAUGGUGUCAAUAAUAUUGGAAUUUUUGAA
Hevea brasiliensis (rubber tree) is the source of this 1689-nucleotide messenger RNA. Its product is annotated as F-box protein SKIP16. Gene Ontology annotation, molecular function: protein binding. The record is from RefSeq and is a predicted model, not a curated record. Lineage: Eukaryota; Viridiplantae; Streptophyta; Magnoliopsida; Malpighiales; Euphorbiaceae. The coding region runs from base 69 to 1406 and encodes 445 amino acids. The transcript has 5 exons.